Penicillium riverlandense is the source of this 288-nucleotide messenger RNA. RefSeq lists its product as uncharacterized. Bases 1 to 288 code for a protein of 95 amino acids. The transcript has a single exon. Lineage: Eukaryota; Fungi; Ascomycota; Eurotiomycetes; Eurotiales; Aspergillaceae. The record is from RefSeq and is a predicted model, not a curated record.
AUGGAUCAACUCGUUGACGGAGCCAAUAAGGUGCUCCGGUAUAUUGAGAUCAAUAGCCAGGAAGACCCUGUGAUUACGGGCUACAUCCGUACGGUCAAGCAAUAUGCAAUUAAUGCCCGCCAGCGCCGGAAUGAUACUAAUGCCCAAGGGGGCAUGGCCAACGUGGUCGCCGCCCUUGAGAAGAUCGCGGCUGACACCGAGCGCUUGAACAAUCGCAUGGAGACUCUCGAAAAAGUAACGACCGCAACAACAUACACUUUGACCCUGUCCGCAGAACACUGCUGGUAG